Amphimedon queenslandica is the source of this 10741-nucleotide messenger RNA. Its product is annotated as protein unc-80-like. The record is from RefSeq and is a predicted model, not a curated record. Gene Ontology annotation, molecular function: monoatomic cation channel activity. The transcript has 35 exons. Gene Ontology annotation, cellular component: axon; cation channel complex. NCBI's taxonomy places the organism in Eukaryota, Metazoa, Porifera, Demospongiae, Haplosclerida, Niphatidae. Gene Ontology annotation, biological process: monoatomic cation homeostasis. The coding region runs from base 417 to 10643 and encodes 3408 amino acids.
ACCAUACAUCACACGCCAAUUUUUUUUCUUUUUUGGCACUCAAUUAAAUCAAAUAUUACUGAAAUAAAAAUAUAUUAUUACAUAAUAUUGUAUUACCCAUAGGGUCUUCAAAGUAGACUGAAAUCUCAACAUUUUUGGAACACUUAAUAUCACUUUUUAGUUAAUUAACCAGAGAGUUGGGGUGUAACUAGUUAUGAAUUAUUAGACUACUCGUAUAACUGGAACAGAUUACGGUAUAAAAAUUAAUUAAAAAUUUUUGCCAAAACCAGUUACUGGCAGUGAGAUAGACUACAGAGAGAGGUUUGUCUGGAUUUGUCUAGGCAUUUGCUGCUUGUGGGCAAAGGAGACGUUAGACCACUAGCGUAUCAGUAUAGCUAGACCAGAAGAGAGGACCCCUGAGGUAUGUUACUCACGCCAUGUCUACCAGUACAAUCGAGAACAUUGCAAUAGGGGUGCGGUCAACCACGCCCACAAACACCCGCAAUCUUCGAGACAGACGAAAUGCAUCAAAAAAGACUCGCCGUAGGAUCUCGUUUGCUCUUGACGACAUAAUCUCCCCGGCUCAUCCAAGGGCAUGGCAAGCCUCCCUAAAAGAGAGUUUCACUAACCGUCAAGCUUUUGACAUCAUACUGCUAGACAUUGGCAAACUAGACUCUGAAUUUACGGAGUUUCUUGAGAUGAAUCCUCACGCUUUCGCGGAGAGCCCUCCUCCCUCUUCCUUCUCAAGUCUAACUCGCUACCAGGAAUACGUUGAUGCCUUUAUAUCUCUCUUUGCACAAUCAACGUUUGACUCCAGCGGGAGAGGAGGGAUUGAAAACGAAAUAACGGAGUCCUUAUACGGCAACAGGUGCCCGAGAAAAAAGAUAUUUCGUAGGCUGGCCGUGAAUCCUUUUUAUGUCGCAGAGGAGAAUCCGGAGAGCUCCGAUCGCAUUGUGCUGGAUUGUGGUAGCAUUCCAACCGCGCAGCUAGCACGCAUGUGUGACAUCUCUAUAUUGAAGUUUCUUUCUACCGUAACCGAGAAGACUAACAUUCAUUCUGUGGUGUGGGCCCUGGACUAUCUUGCUGAAAUGACUAAAAGGUUGGAUCUCUCCAUUAGAACUAAAAGUGAGUCCGGCUGGUACGGCGUCACAUUUCGUAAGAGAAAAGACACCAUUCGUCGCUCUGUCAUUGACGUCCCUCAACUAGCCGUGGAUGGUAAAGUCGUAAUUGCACUAGGCCCCACCUCUUCCAUCAAUCCUGAGACGGGCCAGUCCCUUGUUGCCCCUUCCUCCCCCAUAUCAAUACAAGGAGCCACUCCUGUUCCAUCAAUUGCCAUAACUCCCGAGAGCCAGUUUAGUUUAGAGUUGGAUAAGACAGUACAAGCAGCAGCUAGUAAUGCGCCUAAUAUUCCUAUAGUCAGUGAGCCUCCCUCCUCCUCAAAGUUAGAGAGACAGAAUGAGAUCCCAAGAUCACGUGUUGAGUCCAGCGGCCCCCAGAGGAGGUAUUCCACUGCUUCUCGUCCCAACAUACACUCUCCUCUUGCUGAUAGCUCUUCCAGUACUACUGGGCCACAAAGACGCAACUCUGUAGGCUCACGUCCUCCUGGGGGUAUUAUUGCCAGUGGGCGGUUCCCUCCUCGUAAGUCCUCAAUGACGAUGGCACCUUUUAACUACUCCGCUGGUAUUGAGUCGAUAGCUGAAGAAGAGACUGGACCAGAGGAGCCUCCUAAAGAUGAUCAGAGAUUAAGGACUCCGUCUCCGAGCUCUCUCAGGGUGGGGCUCAGACAGCAUGGGGUACCACCAACCAUUGGAGAGUCUUCGAUAUCGCCUUCGCAUGAUUUCUUGCACCCUCUGUCCUCCGGUCAUCCUUCUAUGUCACCUCCUCGUGCCUCCCCUUCCUCCCCUCUCUCCUCCACCUCUUCUCUCUCCCUCAGUAUCCAUGCCUCACCCUCCCCUAAUGAACGAGCUAGUGCCCACUCUACUGACGUCAGUGAAGAGUCCGAGAGUGAAUCCAGUGACAGUGAUGAACAGUCCGUGAGACAGAAGACCCCAGAGCCUCAGGUAAUCAAAGGAGCCACACUGAGUGAGGCUGAUAUUCAACGUGAGCUGCAAUCAUUCAUAACAUACGAAGGACGGAUUAGCUUACUAGCUAUACUCAAAUCAGUCAUACAACUGCCAUCCAGUGCCACGCUCUGGACUGAUGAUUCUUGGGAAGCCUGUCAAAAGUGCUUCUCUUUGAUUCAGUUUUGUAUGGACUUUGGACUGGAAGCAUCUACAAAGGAGUCCCUAAACGAACCAAAGAGACUCAUAAGACAAAGGUCCCUGCUAGGAGCUGACAAGAAGCAAGAGAAAGCCUCGGCUACUUAUUCUCGUCACGUCCUCCAAUAUGCAAUAAAGGCGCUCAUUCAUUGUGCUGUGUGUACUUAUUCCGGCUGCUCUUCUAACAGUUGUCUCCUCAGCUCUUACUCUCUACAGAACACGAGGAAUGCCAGUCAGAACCUCAACAAGAUGACUCAUCUUCUCGAAAGACUCUACUCUAACUCCCCACUCCAGUAUCGGGAUGUGGUGAUGGAGUUCUCGCGUCAGGCGACACUCAAGGAAGUGUUUCAUUUCCUUCAUGUCAUGUUGCAGUAUUGUCCGCGGAGUCCAACUAAACGAGAGAAUCACGAGCCAUCAUCCAGUAUUGUAUUGUCUGCUUCAGUGUUUCGUAUCAUAAUGGAUAGGAUGAUAUUGUUGGAUCUUAAUGAACCGACUGUGAAACAUAAUAUUGUGAGAGAAGCUGUAUCAUUUGUAAACUUUGCCAUGUCGCUAUUCGAUCAGGACUUCAUCAUAAGUAAAGGAUUCAAUCACUUACGCCAUUACGUUCAACGUGUUGCUUGCUCUGUACUACUUCCUAUACCAUCUCCUUCACAACCUCCCCCUUCCCUUCCUCCCCCUCCUCCUCCUCCUACUUUGACUGCCUCUCUCCCUCCCGUCCUCUCUCCUGCUCCUUCUGAUAUGGGGACUUUCCCUCGAAGAAAAGACAAAUCAAAAUCAAAAGAUGAAGACGGGCCGCUGUCUCGUAAGAGAGGUAGAACAGUUACAGGAAUAACAGGACCUGUCGAGGAAACAAGGUCUCCUCUGUUCUCUAGGAAGACACCUCGUGUACAAGUGAAAUCUCCCUCUCCUUUAUCAAAACAAAACUCUGUCGAAAAUGAAUUAAACUCAACUGAUACCGCUACUACUACUACUAAUAAUAAUACCCUCCACUUUAAAGAACAUCCUGUCAUUACAGCACUCAAGGAGGAAUGGCGUGGUUUAAAGAUUGGUGCAUUGCAUCAGAGGAUAAGAAGGUUAACAAUACUACUGGAGCUGAGUGAACCAGGAACAAUACCUGAGCCAUCUCUUCUCUCAUCUCUCUUUAAUGUGGGUCCACCAGGUACAGUAGUUCCAAAGGCACUGGUACUGUUGGAGUGUUGUUUAUUUGUAAAGAAGAUCAACAGUGAAGGAGGCAGUACUGUAUGGUUGAAUCAGAACCAGUCAGGAUCACACUGGGACCUGUUCUACUUAUUGAGGAAAUGGGCUGAAGCUAUUGGAGAUGGACUCAAGGAGUGCAUUAAAAGAGAGAAAGAGCAAUUGUCCAAGGGAGCCAGUAAUGAAGUAGGAGAUGGUUGCACUAAUGUCAUUGAGGAAGAGCCUGUAUUCCCUGAUAAUGAGGACAAUGAUAACACAGAUAAAGUAUAUACUGUCAAUCAUUCUUUAAAGAUGAUGGCUUGUGUGCUCUUAUUGGAAAUAACACGGUUACUACGGCAACCUCCAACAAAGCUCCUCUCUCACGAUGCAGCCUCCUCCUCCUCUUAUCAGAGCUACUCCUCCCAUCAACCCCACCCACCGUCAAGAAAAAUAUCAAACAUCAGUAACUUCUCAACCGAUUCAGAGACAGUAAUAUCAUCUCCUUAUCUCUCCAGCCCUGUAGAGCCAAGAGGAGCUGCUGCUGUGAGACGAAUGAGCUCAGAGUAUCAGCUCCGCCCUAAUAUCUCAGCCAUGGAUGAGCUCCCGAAAUUCAUGUCAGUGGAACAUCCUUUCCCUCCUCCUCCCUCUGACUCCUCUUCUCGUAAAGUGUCCGUGUAUUUGCGUAUCAAUAGUCGUUAUGGACGUAAUGUGGGAGGGUCUUCAUUCCGUAGAGCCCCGCCCUCCUCCCCUAGUUACACCGGGGGGGAUCCGCCUAGCGACAGUCAAAGAGGACAGGGUCCUCAAGCGUCUCCAAAACAGACCCCGAGACGAAUGUCACUCUCUAGUGCUGCCUUUCAUCGUCUGGGGGGCGGAGGGGGAGGAGCAGCCUCACAUGAUGUGGGUGGGGCUGGGCCUAAUAGGAACCUUGGUAUCAACGCUCCUGGCUCUAGAUCUUAUCAGCAUCGUAAGUCAUUCUCCAUCACCCCUAGUCGAGAGACUAACCCUUUCCCUGCCGCAGCUAAGAAGAAGGACUCUACCUCUUCUCAUACUCAAAGAUCAGCUCCAACAAUCCAACCUUCACCCCCUAGUGUUAGAAGGACUGCUAGUAGACGACGUCCUUCGGUGAUAAGUCGAUUCCUUCAAAGAGGACGCCAUGCUUUUAGACGUCCUCGUAUCGACUCCAACAAGAAGCGCUCUAGUACCACGACUCAGGCAUCAUCAGUUAAUUCCAGUCCUAGUUUUGCUCACAGAAGGAUGGGCAGCUAUUCUCACGCUCGGCAAGACAGUAGCUCUUAUUUUCAAAAAGUUGAAGACUUACGUACCAAUUUCCCAUGGCUGGACACUGUGGAGCAUCUCAUAAUAUUCUAUCAUAAAUCAAGCGAAGCACAGAAAGGGAAACAGAGACAGAACUGUCAUGAUCUCAUAUCAGCUCUUAAUCACAUAUACAGCAUACAGUUUGAUGAUACAGAGGAGACUACUCCAGUUCCUUCUACUCACUCAACAGCUCCUGGUAGAUCCAAUGCUAAGCUAUUCCGUCCUCCAUCUCACGUCUCAAUAUCCACUGUAUUUAGUGAUGUCAAUACACUCACUAGACAUAGGGCCUUCCCUACUAACGUCUCUUCAUCUGAUGCUCUUGUCAUGGAGACUCUUAAACUUCUCCCUGGGACUGCAAUGGGAGGGAGGGCAGCUGCUAAGAUCAGUCAGCCUGGAGCUGGUAAUGGCAAUACCAAGAAUUUCUCUCAGAGAUUGGCCAAGCUGGAUUUCUCUGGUCUUCGUUUGAGAUUUUUAUUAGAGUCUGGUAAAGUAUGGGGUAGCCAACCUGAUAACAGUAGUAAUAAUAAUGAUGAUAAUAAUAAUAAUACUGCUGCUACUACUGAUAAGAAUAAUACUAACAAAGAGUUCAAUAUUGUUCAGGAUGAUAUUAAAAGUCUUACUCUUGACUGGUUGAUGGAGGUUGAUUCUGCUGCAUCUCUUGAGCAGUUACUAUCCGAUUACAACCAGCAGAGGAUUGACUAUUGUAACAAUACGCUCUCUGGUCUCUUGCAUGCUCCUUUCUCCCUCAUGACGUUUGCUGGGCCUGUUCUUGAUGCUUCUGUGUUCAGGGACCUUAGACCAGUGGCUUGGGAUGCAUUGCUUGAUGUGGAUGACCCUUAUGCUAACUCUGCUGCUUCUUUCUUUCUCCUCUCGUGUAUCAAAGAGAAGGAAGACAUUAGUUCAGUUUUCAGUAGAAACUCUAAAGUAACUGACCUCAACUCAAUGAGAGGAACCAUUAAAAGGUUUAAGAAGUUGUGGUCAUCCCGUGAUUUAGUAUGGAGCAAGAUGGAAGAUGGAGCAGGGAAGCAUUUCUCAGUUGACGAAGACAAAACUAAAAAAGAUGCACAGAGCAUUGGGUAUUGCCUUCCCCCUCAUUUGAUGGGCUCAUUCGAAGAAGAUCUACCACAUCCUUCAUGGACUCCUAAAUCAGUUUGUAACAAUACACUAUGUACUCAAGGGAUCAGCACUUCAAAGUGCUACCAGUCCACUUCACUGGCUCCUCUCAUUCAUUUGUCUGAUAUAGCAAAUGAUGUAUUGCCUUAUCAUGUUACUAUGAUAAACAUUCUCACUGAUGAUGAUACAGGAGCAUCGACAACACUCAUUGAAGUUGACAAAGAUGAUUAUGAACAUGGUAUCAUUAAUGUAAAGGAUCGUAUUAAAUUGAGUGUUUUUCCUAAUACACUCCUUCCACUGAUUGAUCUGGUCAUUAGGUCAUUGUGCAUGCUUCCUUCAACUUCCUCAUCUUCUGAUAUAAAUGCAACAUCCACUGCACAGCUGUCUGAAUGUGCUGAGGAAGCUCUCUGGCAUUGUAUGUUGGAGCAUCCUCAUGAUCUCUUCCUCCCACUACUGAAUGAGUUUAAUAGACUCUAUCAGAUUGUGAGGGACCAGAAGAGAUAUGCUAAUCUUACUGCUGAGGAAACUGCUGAAGAACAACUGGGUAAUAUUAUUAAACCGUUUCACAUUCUUCUCUGUCAUUUCCCUACUCUGCCGACUAAAGCUGCUCAUUUCCUCUUUAAUCAUUUUGUUGGUAUAAUAAUGAGACACACAGAGCAGCCACUGGAGCUGUCAGACAGUAUUGUACAGAGUCUCUUGGGACUAUUGAGAAUGGUAUUGACAAGCGUUAAGAGUUUAUCAAUGAAAGAACUAAAGAACCAGUUGAAGAAGGAGAGCUGCUACACAUCGAUCCUAACGACUGCCAGAAUAAGAGGAGUCGAGAAAGUAAAGGUAUCAAAUCAAGAGAGUGACACUAAGGACCCUCAAGAGUACAUUAUCGAUUCUGAUGACAUGUCUUUCGUACAUUUGAUUGCUAAAGUCCGUGACAUGGAUCCAACCUCGUCUGAAUUCAUCAGCACCUUUAAUAACUAUUACCUUACUGAUCAGAAAACAGAUCUCCCUGUAUUAAGUAAUCUAAUUAUUCAAGACUAUUACCCGACUGCUCCUGAUGGGUCUUUUCCUCACUUUCAACUCUGCAAGAUCUCGUCAUCCUCGCGUGAUGGAGGGGCGUGGUCUAACACUCGUCAGCUCGAAAUGCUCCAAACUCAUAAAAUGAGUGAAAUAGCUCGAGUCCAGUUUGCAUGUCAGAUGCUGUUGAAGGACACUCUGACAGAACAGAAAUUUUCAGAACCCAAUUCAAUUUUUAUAUUCGAAGAGUUGCUCAAGUCUUCCUCGUUCCCUCGUAAGACUUUGGACAGUGUUGGUCCCAGUGCUUUAUCAAAAUGGCAGCUACGAGUGACUGACUCAAUGCUCAGAGGAGUCUGGUCUAAAUUCAUACUAACAAUAUUCACACAGAUGGAAGACUACCAGCCUGAUGACUGCAUUAUAUUAUACCUAACAGUCCUCAAUGGCUCCCUGUUCCUUCAAAGUGAGGACCUCACCAUACUAAGAAAUACUUUGGCUGCAUUACUGACUGCAGUUGCUAAGUUUAACACUGUCUUUAGAUCAGAGGGUUACCAAAUGGUUGUGCCUAGUCUAGUACAAGUAUAUGCUCUCCACCGCAAGAACAAGAUGGUGACAGCAGCCAUUGAGUAUGCGUGGAUUGCCUUCUAUCGCGUGAAUCAGAACCUAUUCCUCCUACAAGCCAUAUCCUCCAUUGCUAAUCUCUUUAACUGUGAAGUUUCGUCUCUUGCCACGUCACUUGGUGUCAAUUUCUCUCCGCUCAAGUUUGCUGACGAAGAGGAGCUAGCAGGACAGGGCAAUGUAUUGGAGAGAGCUAGUAUAGAUUUAUUGAAGUGUCUUGACUCGCCUGAGGACUCACUUCCACAUGAUCCUAUUGAUAUGCUAGGUGCCUGUCAUAAGGCAGUUAAUGAUUAUUAUGGUAAGAGCAGCACUUGGUCUCCCUGCAGUCUUCAGCAGAUCCUCACACUCUGCAUUACCAUUGCUGCUUAUGAUCCAGAGGAACUGAGAGGAAUGCAAAUAUUAGUGUUCUUGGAUCACCUGAUGCCAUUACUGUUAAGAGAGAAGUGUCUCAAUAAAGACAAAGAUGACAUACUUUUAGCCAACACUGUCAAGUACCUGGUUAAAGGGUGUGACGCCAUUAAGAAAUCACAAGUUCUUAAAGGAGCUGAGUUGUUGGGUUCAGCGAGAAAAGGUGGUCCUCAUCCUCAUCCUGGAGUAGAUCAUUCUGUUGAUCCUAAUGUUGAUGCUAAGCUGUCGGCAUACAUGAAGAAACUGUUGUUCGUUCGUCAUCGUGCUGGGACAUCACAGGACUUGCACGAUCGCUCUGCUACUGAAUUACAGAACGUACCUCCAGGGGAACCAGCAGAACAGCUAACAACAAUUGUUGAAGGAUUCAAGAGUCGAACAAUAAACGAUGUCCAUUCAAACAUUGUCAAUAUUUCUCGUGACUCACUUCUCUCAAUUGCUGCUCAGUUUCUGUCGUACACUUCAAAGCAAGACACUACCAGUACCACCACUAGUAGGAGGUGCCCACUUGACCUAUCAUCUCUAACGUCCAUAGCAUCAAUCGUUGAUAAGAUAAUGAGACAAGGAAUGAAACCAAACUCAUCCCACAUGUUGAUCAGUAAAGGAUUCACUCGUACUCUAUUGGACCUCUUCCCUGCCAUUGAGUGGACCUCAGAAAAUAAAAGUGUCUUCAUUAUUGUGCUGGAAAGAGCUUUCAAGCUGUUCAAGAAGGUUCAAGUCGAAAAUCAGAGAGAUCGCACAUUUUUAACUCAAGCAUUGUGGAGUGGUAUGGAGACAUUGUUGGAAAGCUAUCAUCAGUGUAUCAACAAGUGUCCUUCACUUCUUGACAGCGAACUCAUCUUAAACAAAUUGAAGAACCUUGUUGAUCUGUGUUUAGCUGUAAAGACAUCAGUUGUCACUACUCAACCAUUUACUGCAACCUCUGCAUCAACACGUCAAACAAAACCUUUUAUAUUUGAUGCCGAGCCUUCUUUCAUCUCAACUGUUGUCAAACUCAUCACUGAAAUUAUAGUAGCGUCACACAAAUCAUCGAACAAGAACAAGAUAUUACUACAAACAUUUUUUUCUGGUAAAUUGCACUUUAAAGAGUCCGAGAGCUCCUUUGUCUGGAAGAAACUGUUCCUUCCACUUACUAUUAAUCUUGGAUUAAGAGGAGUUUGUGAGGGACAGGAUGACGCUGAUGCUUUGUUCCUAUUGGAAACGAUAUUUCAGAUUGGCGAGCAAAUCGAGACCAUUAUCAAAUACAGGUCAUUGAAUAACCAGUACAAGAUUGAGAGGUUCUUUAUUGAUCUCAAGGUUAUAUUUGCUGCCUUUAGUCACAAGUUUUCCCUUGACAUUUGGGUCAAGAUUGCUAACAGUAUAUUUACUGUAUCAUCAAGAACUGACUACAUUGUAUUGAAGCCAUUAUCUCUGUCAGGAGAGAGCACAAAUGAGACAUACAUUAGAUUCUGUUCCAUGCAUCUUGAUUUCAUGGAGCAGUUCAUUUUGUUGUCUCGAAUUCCAUUUUACACUGUCGUCUGGCACUCGCUCUUUAUCAUUGAAAAUCAAUUGACAUCUUUAAGUGAGUGCUGUACAUUAGAACAGUCUCAUCCAGUGCGGUCCAUACUCAAUUGCUGCAUACAAAAGUGUCGACGUCUCUCUCAAAUGUCUUCCCUGAAUCCUGUGACACCAAGCAAGCAAGAGCUGCUCAACAAGCUAGAGAAGCAGUUGCAAAAUGGAGGCAUUGGAGGAACAGAGUCUGAAUGUAUACCUCAAUCCCAACCUGGUGGUGUCCCGGGGCCAUCUGGUCUAGAAGAAUCAAGAGCAGCUCCAGUGUUUUCUGGGAAAUCUUCUCUCAGGCGACGCAAUUCAAAGCAACCGAAUUUCCCUGUUAUUGUAGAGGCUCCUGAAUGCCCUGAAGAAACUGAGCCACCAGCGAAUGCAAGCAAAACAAAACCUGCUCUAUUGCAUCAACGUCCAACAACACUGAGUCUCAGAGAAGACGGAAGCGACUCUCCUACUCUUGAAAAGAAAUCAAAGAAAGCUACCUCUCUCUCUACCCCAAAGAGUCUCACUUCGUCUCACCAAGUCAGCUUUGGUAAGGCCUCCUCGACAGAGGGCAAACAGCCUCUUCUAGCUACAGAGAAAGCUAGCAGCCACAAAAGCUCAAGCCCUUCAUCAACUAGUAGCAGCAAAUCCUCUAGCAAGAAGCCCCACAGAAGGAGCCCACGACUGCACAGCAGAAUGACUGACGUAAAAGAGGAGGAUUGUUGGGAUGCUGAUGGCGAAGAGUCAGGCCUGGACACGCCGCGAUCAUCUCUUUCUUAUCCUCACUCUCCAUAUUUAGCUCCCAGCAGUCUUCCAAUUUCUUUGGAUCCUUCUGCUCUGACUGUGACUGCAGAGGUUCACUCUUACUCUCCUCUAUCCCACUCAAUCAAACUACUUGAAGUACCAACACAAACUGGCCCUAUUGAUACCUCAACUGCACCUGAUGGAGGGAGGGCUGGUAAUCGACCUCGAUUAGCUCGUGCCUCAUCUAUACAUGAUCAACCUGACGAACAAACAGGUCAGCCUAGGAAGGACUAUGAUGAUAUCCGGACUACGCCUGAGCCGAUUGAUGAUUUAAGAACAUUCAGGGUGUCUGGUAACAACAUUAGUGUGACUAACAAGCUUUUUGACAGCGCCUUUCAAGAGACAUUUGAUUUAUUGCCAUCUUCAGAUCCCUCUCUUGAAGAUCCUCCUAAUAAUAAUAAUAAUCCUAGUUUACCUUCUAUAGACUCCCAGGAAACAUUAUUAUGAGGAAAUAAUUAUUACGGAGAUUUUUAAUUUGUCAUUAUUGUUUUGUGUAUUUUUAAUCAUGAAUAAUUAUACAGUUUUAAAUAUAAUCUGACAGCUAA